Messenger RNA from Zophobas morio, 1855 nucleotides. RefSeq lists its product as uncharacterized. Gene Ontology annotation, biological process: animal organ morphogenesis. The record is from RefSeq and is a predicted model, not a curated record. The transcript has 5 exons. Lineage: Eukaryota; Metazoa; Arthropoda; Insecta; Coleoptera; Tenebrionidae. The coding region runs from base 246 to 1358 and encodes 370 amino acids. Gene Ontology annotation, molecular function: BMP binding; receptor ligand activity.
GGUGUUAUGAGAUCAAGUUACCUUACAAGAACAAGUAGAUUCUCAGUUGUUUCGUGACCUUUCACUAGCGAUCUUGAUUUAAAUGUUGAGCGAGAACGGCGUCCGUCGCUGAGCAAAACAAAACCGCAUCGGAGGGAGCCGCCCCAGCGCCAUUUCAUUCCGUCAAUUAAACCAUCGCAAGCCCUCGGGAAAAGAGACCGAAAAUAACAAUCUCCUCGUCUGCGGCUCAGACGUAACGGUGCACCAUGCUGAAAAUCCUCCUCCUCCUGGCGACGGCGUCCACGGCGUGGACGUCGCGCGGCGAGCACAGGGUCCACAACAUCAUUUUGAACCCCGAGAAGUACUCCAGGUGCCAGACCACCAGGAUCCAGCAGGUGGUGGCGUCUCCGGGGUACGAACCCGUUACUAUCGACAACAACGUGUGCGUGGGGUGGUGCUAUAGCUAUAGUAUACCUAGCACGCAGCCGGCGGAACCGGGAGAGGUGAUUGGUCCGUAUUGUGACAGCUGUCAACCAGUGGAAACGAAGUGUUACCACGUCACUUUACAAACGGAUGGUAAGAAUGCCGAAGCCCCGAAGACUUUCCAAAAACGGGUACAAAUUAUCAAGAGGUGUCUCUGCAAGAGCUGCGAGACCGUCCAGAAGGAGGAUUGCGAAAUUACGGGGCAGACGACGUUGGAGCUUCCGCACGACCUCUUCUCCAAUCAAACCCAAGAACCGGUGCCCGAGGUCCCCGAACUCCUGCAUUUCCCGAGUCAUAAGCGCCCCCCGAUUGUCAACUUCGACGUCACCAACACCACCACCGAGCAACGCUACGACCUCAACUCCAAACUCAUCAACUUGCUCAAGAGCAUCCAGAGCGAAGGCGAAGACACUAACAUCAGCUACGACAAAAACCAGCUCCAAGACCUUCUGAAGAUCAUCGAAGGCUCGGAGAACGAACUCAGCGACAAGAACCUGAUGGAGUUCGUGAACUUCGUCAACAUCCACAACUCGGAGGACCUGGAGCUCGACUUGAGUCGCCUGAAAGAAGUGUUGACUUCCUUCCAGAAAAACCAGAACGUGGUGCCUCCACAAACCAACAACCUGGAGAUCGAGCAAGACCUGAAAAAAUACGACCUUCCAGACACUUUCGGGUUGGAAGAAAGCCAAAUCAAGCACCACCUCGGCGACGAGGUCCACGUGGGGCUGAACGUGGGCCACCUGGUGAAGGGCCCCCACGGCAGCAUGGUGCUAGCGCCGAACUUGAAGGUCGAGGAGAAGCUAAACAUAGACUCCGACGUGCUCAAACCCAACCACGACGGGGUCGUCAUAGCCUACGAAAGCCACAGGAAAACUAACAAUAUUUUGACGAAUUGAAAACCGAAAUAAAUUUCGAGAUUCUAGUCCGUUUUGUCGAUUUCGAAAAAUGUAAAUUUGGGUUGUCAGAUACGUAAGUUUUGGCUCUUUCCAACAUACAGCUUUAAAUUGUACAAAAGUCGGGGUGAACCAGCCAGAGUUUUGCUUUUGAUUUUUUUCAAGUUUCGUUUGUUGUUAGUUUUUAAGUGCUCUUGGUUUAUUUCUGCGUGGUUUUCCCCUUCGUCGUCUGUUUCUUUAGGUUUAAAUUAGAGUGAGCAAAAAAUAACUAUUCGGGUCGCAAAUUGCAGCUAUUUUUGUUACUAAUCUGAGUUCUAACGAAAUUAACUAACUGGACGCUAGUGUGUGUGGUUUUUCACUGAGUUGUAUCGAAAUUGUAAAGGCUGUGUGCUUUUUUUAGUCAAAAUAUUUUUUACUUUCUUUACUUUUGUUGUCAUAGUUUUAUAUAUUUUUAUGUACUAAUCUGUUUUAACAAGAUAUAAUAUAUUCGAUUUCUCUUU